UAGAUUAAUGAAAUAGGAAAUUUUAGUUAUUGAUCUUGAAAUAACCUAAUAUUCUCUGUUACAUUUUAGACAUGAAAUCACAACUAGUUUAUUUUAUGUUAAUUGGAGUGGCUGUUUUAGCCCAAACAUCUUGGGCCUUAAAAGAAGAAGACUGUGAAGUUUGCAUUAAAACUAUCAGACGUUUUGCUGAAUCUUUAAAUGAUGCCACCAAAAAAGAUUACAAAUUGAUCGAAACAGAAUUCAAAAAAUUCUGUAAGACUCAAAAGAAUAAGGAACAAAGAUUUUGUUACUACUUGGGCGGCUUGGAAGAAUCUGCCACUGGCAUUUUGAAUGAAAUGUCUAAGCCAUUGAGUUGGUCUAUGCCUGCCGAUAAAGUUUGUGAGAAAUUGAAGAAGAAGGAUGCUCAAAUUUGUGAUUUACGUUAUGAGAAACAAAUUGACUUGAAUGCCGUCGAUUUGAAAAAGCUCAAAGUACGUGACCUGAAGAAAAUUCUCAACGACUGGGAUGAAGAAUGUGACGGUUGUUUGGAAAAGACCGAUUUCAUUAAAAGAAUAGAAGAACUGAAACCCAAAUAUGUUAAAACUGAAUUAUAAGAUUUAAUCAUACAAAAAAAAAACUCAUAAAUCACAAUAUAAAAAGACUUGAAUUAGUUAAAUAAAAACAAACAAAAAACACAUCCAUACACAACCAACAAUUAUUUUGUUGUAUCUCUCAAGAUGCAGUUAUUUAUAAAAUUUUUAUGUUGCAUUUAAGUUAAUUAAUUAUUGGUUUCAAUAACGUUAGUGUCCAAUUUAAAACAAAAGAAAACCCUAUAUUUUCUAAUUAAAUAAAACACACAACACAUCACUAAAAAACAAAAA
Messenger RNA from Calliphora vicina (urban bluebottle blowfly), 860 nucleotides. RefSeq names its product mesencephalic astrocyte-derived neurotrophic factor (gene Manf). Bases 72 to 593 code for a protein of 173 amino acids. NCBI's taxonomy places the organism in Eukaryota, Metazoa, Arthropoda, Insecta, Diptera, Calliphoridae. Gene Ontology annotation, cellular component: endoplasmic reticulum. The record is from RefSeq and is a predicted model, not a curated record. Gene Ontology annotation, biological process: dopaminergic neuron differentiation; neuron projection development. Gene Ontology annotation, molecular function: calcium ion binding. The transcript is spliced from 4 exons.